Messenger RNA from Chrysochloris asiatica (Cape golden mole), 2616 nucleotides. RefSeq names its product protocadherin gamma subfamily A, 12 (gene PCDHGA12). Lineage: Eukaryota; Metazoa; Chordata; Mammalia; Afrosoricida; Chrysochloridae. Gene Ontology annotation, molecular function: calcium ion binding. Gene Ontology annotation, cellular component: plasma membrane. The transcript is spliced from 2 exons. The coding region runs from base 1 to 2616 and encodes 871 amino acids. Gene Ontology annotation, biological process: homophilic cell-cell adhesion. The record is from RefSeq and is a predicted model, not a curated record.
AUGAUUCCUGCACAUCUGCACCGGGGCUGCGAAGGGCUGAUCCUGCUGGGAGUCCUCCUGGGGAUCCUGUGGGAAACUGGAUGCACCCAAAUCCGCUACUCAGUUCCUGAGGAGCUGGAGAAAGGUUCCAUUGUGGGUAAUAUUGUCCAUGAUCUGGGACUGGAGCCCCAGGAGCUGGCGGAGCGUGGAGUCCGCAUCGUCUCUCGAGGUAGGAUGCAGCUUUUCGCUCUGAACUGGAGAAGCGGCACGUUGAUCACAGCGGGUAGGAUAGACCGGGAGGAGCUCUGUAUGGGGGCCAUCAAGUGUCAAUUAAAUCUAGAGAUUCUCAUUGAGGAUAAAGUGAAAAUAUAUGGAGUGGAGAUAGAAGUGAGGGACGUUAAUGAUAACGCCCCCUACUUCCGAGAAGGUGAACUAGAAAUAAAAAUGAUUGAAAAUGCAGCCACUGGGAUGCGGUUCCCUCUUCCCCACGCUUGGGAUCCUGAUAUUGGGAAGAACUCUCUCCAGAGCUAUGACCUCAGCCCGAAUACUUACUUCUCUUUGGACGUGCAAAGCGGGACGGAUGGAAACAAGUACCCAGAGCUGGUGCUGGAGCGCUCCCUGGACCGCGAGGAAAAGGCUGUUCACCACCUGGUCCUCACGGCUUCCGACGGGGGCGACCCGAUCCGCAGCGGCACCGCCCGUAUCCGUGUUACGGUCGUUGAUGUGAAUGACAACUCUCCAGUGUUUACUCAGUCCGAGUACCGCGUGAGCGUUCUGGAGAAUGUGGCCGUGGGCACUCAACUUCUCCUGUUAAACGCCACCGACCUUGACGAAGGAGCCAAUUCGGAAGUGACGUAUUCUUUCCGGUAUGUGGACGACAAAGCGGUUCAAAUUUUCAAACUAGAUUAUAAUUCGGGAACCAUUUCAACAAUAGGAGAGCUCAACCACGAGGAGUCAGAAUUCUACGAGAUGGAAGUGCAAGCAAUGGAUAAUGCUGGAUAUUCAGCUCGAGCCAAGGUCCUGAUCACAGUUCUGGACGUGAAUGACAAUGCCCCAGAAUUAGUUGUCACCUCUCUCAUCAGCUCUGUUCUGGAAGACUCUCCCAGAGGGACAUUAAUUGCUCUUUUAAAUAUAAAUGACCAAGACUCUAAGGAAAACGGGCAAGUGAUCUGUUCCAUCCAAGGAAAUCUACCCUUUAAAUUAGAAAAGUCUUACGGAAAUUAUUAUAGUUUAGUGACCAACACAGUCUUAGAUAGGGAACAAGUUCCUAGUUACAACAUUACGGUGACCGCCACCGACCAGGGAAGUCCACCCCUGUCCACAGAAACUCACAUUUUGCUGAAUGUGGCAGACAUCAACGACAACCCACCUGCCUUCCCUCAAGCCUCCUACUCUGCCUAUAUCCCAGAAAACAACCCCAGAGGCACCUCCAUCUUUUCUGUGAGCGCCAAGGACCCUGACGCUGAUGAAAACGCCCAGGUCACUUACUCCCUGGCUGAGAACAUACUCCAGGGAGCUCCGCUGUCUUUAUCAGUCUCCAUCAACUCUGACACUGGAGUUCUGUAUGCACUGCGAUCGUUCGACUAUGAACAGUUUCGAGAGCUACAGCUGUGGGUGACAGCACGUGACAGUGGGACCCCUUCGCUCAGUAGCAAUGUGUCAUUGAACAUUUUCAUAAUGGACCAGAAUGACAAUGCCCCUGAGAUCCUGUACCCCAUCUUCCCCACUGAUGGUUCCACUGGUGUAGAACUAGCACCUCGAUCUGCAGAGCCCGGCUACCUGGUGACCAAGGUGGUGGCAGUAGACCGUGACUCAGGACAGAACGCUUGGCUGUCGUACCGCCUUCUCAAGGCUAGCGAGCCAGGGCUCUUCUCGGUAGGGUUGCACUCAGGCGAGGUGCGCACUGCGCGGGCCCUGCAGGACAGAGACGCGCUUAAACAAAGCCUCGUGGUGGUCGUCCAGGACCAUGGCCAGCCCCCUCUUUCGGCCACCGUCACACUUACUGUGGCCGUUGCUGACAGCAUCCCAGAUGUAUUGGCAGACCUGAGCAGUCUUGAGACUCCUGCCAACCAGGACAAUUCAGGCCUCACGCUGUACCUGGUGGUGGCCGUGACCUCUGUCUCCUGUGUCUUCCUCAUUUUUGUCAUCGUGCUCCUGGCGUUAAGGCUGAAACGCUGGCACAAGUCUUCGCGCCUGCUACAGACUUCAGGAGGCGGGUUGGCGGGUGUGCCUGCCACGCAGUUUGUGGGCGUGGAUGGCAUGCAGGCCUUUCUACAAACCUAUUCCCAUGAGAUCUCUCUCACUGCAGACUCACGGAAGAGUCAUUUGAUCUUUCCGCGGCCCAACUACGCAGACACCCUGAUCAGUCACGACAGCUGUGAGAAGAGCGAGCCUCUUUUGCUGUCAGGUGAUUUUUCUAAAGACAAUACAUUAGUUCAGCCGGCGCUAGCGCAUUCUUCGUGCAAUUAUUGGCUGGGACUGUGUGUGCCGCUGUCGUCCAAUGAAGACGAUGGAGAUCUGGCCCCGGCCCGUCCCCUUUCGGAGCCCCGGGAUGAGACAGAGACUGAACAACCGGCGAGCAAAUCAACGGCAUCCAUAAAGCCAUGUCCGACUCGGCGCCCAGCGCCCAAGCGCUAA